AUGGCUUUCGGUACGAACUUGUUUUUUGGAUGCUGUUUGAUUCUCUUUGCAUUUCUUUUGGGCAGUCCAAUUGAAUUUGUUGAAGGCAAUAUUGGACCUUUUCCUGCCCUAUUUGUGUUUGGUGAUUCAAUUUUGGAUCCAGGGAAUAAUAAUUACAUUAACACUACGACUCAAUUCCAAACAAAUUUCCCGCCUUAUGGCGAAACGUUCUUCAAAUCUCCUACUGGUAGACCUUGUGAUGGUCGUCUCAUAUCCGAUUUUAUUGCGGAAUUUGCUAACUUGCCAUUAAUUCCUGCAUAUUUUGAAAUUGGGACCGAUAAAUUUCUUCAUGGGGUGAACUUUGCUUCCAGUGGCUCAGGUUGUUUAGUAGAAACCAACCGUGGUAUUGUUAUAGAUCUUCCGACGCAGUUGGCACAUUUCAAUGAGGUGGUUCAAUUAUUGGAGAAUAAGUUAGGGCAACAUCAGGCACAACAACUCCUCACUAAUGCUGUAUACAUGUUUAGCACUGGAAGUAAUGAUUAUGCUUUCCCUUACCUUUCCAAUCCUAAGUUUCCAUUUCCUAAGGAAGAAUUUUCAGAGAUGAUAUUGGGUAAUUUUACUGCUAUUUUACAGGAAAUUUACAAUAAAGGAGGAAGAAAAUUCACCAUAUUUACGUUGCCUCCAGAAGGUUGUUCCCCAGGUGGAAGAGCAUUUAAUGAACAAGCAAAUGGUACAAGUGGGGACUGCAUGCAAGAACUCAAUGGCUUAUUGCAAAUGCACAGUUCUGCUCUUCCCCAAAAGCUCAACCAACUACAACAGAAUUUGACUGGAUUUAACUAUACGUUAUUUGAUCUUUUCAAACUCUUUACUGAAAGGAUUGAUAACCCUUCCAAAUAUGGUUUUAAAGUAUCAAUAGAAGCAUGCUGUGGUACAGGUCAAUUUAGAGGAAUUAAUAGUUGUGGAGGUAAGAGGCAAGUGAAAGAGUACGAGUUAUGUCCAAAUGUGACAGAUCAUGUGUUUUUCGAUGCCAGUCAUCCCACAGAAGAAGCGAACAGGCAAUUUGCUGAACUAUUAUGGAAUGGAACGACGGAUGUCAUUGCGCCUCAAAAUCUCAAAUCUUUUUUUAUAAUGUAACCAAUGGCGAAGCCAGAAAAUUUAAUAAUGGUGUUCAAAUUUUGAACACUAUUUGCCAUUGGACAAUGCAAGGGUAUUCAAAGUCUAUUUUUAAUCAAUAACAAAUAAUAUUUUACCUUAUACGUAGUAUAAUUUUUCGGCGAAGGGUGGACCUUUGGGCCAAUAUAGCUUCGCCUCUUAAUGUAACUUAAUA
This is a messenger RNA of Nicotiana tabacum (common tobacco), 1306 nucleotides long. Its product is annotated as GDSL esterase/lipase 5-like. Gene Ontology annotation, molecular function: lipase activity. Lineage: Eukaryota; Viridiplantae; Streptophyta; Magnoliopsida; Solanales; Solanaceae. The record is from RefSeq and is a predicted model, not a curated record.